CGAUUCUGUAGAAUAUAGAAAGACUCGCCGCCUUCACUCUCCUCUGAUUUGAAUUUGAUCCAUUGUCUCUACACAUUCACCAUAACUUUUCACCGGAAAAAACUUUAGCUUCCUCUGCAGCCAAGAAAAAGCAAUAAUGGCGUGUUUCAAUUUCAAUGAGAUCAAGACGAAGAAGACUCUGAUUGGACUUGGGUUGGGACAGAUCCUCUCGCUUCUCUCUACUUCCAUUAGCUUUACUUCGUCUGAGAUCGCGAGAAAAGGGAUUAAUGCUCCAGCAUCUCAGUUGCUCCUGGGUUAUGUGUUCCUGGCUAUUGUCUAUGGAGGUAUAAUGCUGUAUCGAAGACCCGUAAUUAAGGCAAAGUGGUAUUGCUAUUUACUCCUUUCUCUAGUUGAUGUGGAGGCGAAUUUUCUCGUGGUAAAGGCAUAUCAGAACACAUCAAUGACGAGUGUCAUGCUACUGGACUGCUGGGCUAUCCCUUGCGUUUUGGUAUUGACUUGGGUUUUUCUAAAAACAAAAUACGGAUUGAUGAAGAUCAGUGGUGUGGUUAUCUGUAUUGUUGGUGUUGUCAUUGUAGUUUUCUCAGACGUCCAUGCAGGGGAUAGAGCUGGUGGAAGUCAUCCUGUCAAAGGAGACUUUCUUGUUAUAGCUGGAGCAACCUUGUAUGCUGUCACCAAUGUCAGUCAGGAGUUCCUUGUGAAGAAUGCAGACAGAUUGGAACUCAUGUCCUUUACAGGCCUUUUCGGGGCAAUUAUUUGUGCCAUUCAGAUAAGCAUAUUUGAACGUGGUGCGCUCAAAGCUAUUGACUGGUCAACUGGGACUGUUUUGUCUUACCUUGUAAUUGCACUCGGUGUGUUUCUCUUCUACUCGUUACUCACAGUCUUACUCAAGACCUAUGGUGCAGCAAUGUUCACUCUCUCGUUACUCACAUCCGACAUGUGGGCGGUUUUGAUCCGCAAUUUCGCUUACCAUGAGAAGGUUGAUUCGCUCUAUUACUUGGCAUUUGCUACUACAGCUAUUGGGCUGAUCAUAUACUCAAUGAAGGAGAAAGAUCAGGAGAAACAAAUAGGCGGAGAAGUGAUCGACGAGCAGAGAAAGCUGUUCGAUGAGGAGGAUGGUGAAUCAAUGCGAGACAGCCUUAUAGGUGCUCCCACCUGAACUCAAAGCCUGAUGUUGUUUUUGUUGUCUAUGUCGUGGCUGUGAGAUAUGUAUUUUUUUUUUCGGGCAUAAAAAAAGAAAGAAGUGAAGAAACUUUUGGGUGGAGACAAGUUUUGUGAAUUUUCUCUUAAAAAAUUGGUCUAACUGA
This is a messenger RNA of Eutrema salsugineum, 1304 nucleotides long. RefSeq names its product solute carrier family 35 member F1. NCBI's taxonomy places the organism in Eukaryota, Viridiplantae, Streptophyta, Magnoliopsida, Brassicales, Brassicaceae. The transcript has 12 exons. Bases 137 to 1156 code for a protein of 339 amino acids. The record is from RefSeq and is a predicted model, not a curated record. Gene Ontology annotation, biological process: transmembrane transport. Gene Ontology annotation, cellular component: membrane. Gene Ontology annotation, molecular function: transmembrane transporter activity.